AUGGUCCGUUCGCGCCUCGCCUGGUACCUUGAAAGUACGGGCUUCUUCCCGCAGGUGAUGGCCGGAUUCAGACAAGGUAGAUCAGCCGUUGACAAUGUCAUCGCCGUCACCUCCUCCGCGCAGCAAGCCCGAUUUGAAGGCCUACAUACCGCCGCUGUCUUCCUCGACGUUCUGAAGGCUUACGACAGCGUACUCCACAGUACUGUUGUGGCGACACUCCAAGAGGCUGGCGUGGGGGGCCGGAUGCUGUCGUGGAUUCAGGAGUUCCUAUCGGACAGGUCUUUGUUUGUCCGCACUACGGAAGGGGACACCCAAUCCUUCCCUGUUCGCCGUGGCGUCCCGCAAGGUAGUGUGCUCCGCCCUCUUCUGUUCAACGUUGUCAUGGCCUCUCUACCAGCUCACCUCCGAGGCAACGUCAGUAUCACCAUCUACACCGACGACAUAUGCCUGUGGACCUCCGGCACGCGCCGUGACGCGAUUCAGCGUCGCCUGCAAGGAGCCCUUGAUGAUGUUGUCCAGUAUCUUUCCGACCGGGGACUGUUUGCCGGUGGUGUUCGUGCCACACCACAACUGUCUGUCCUCGUCAAUCUCCUGCGACGGAUCUCUGGAACGUCAUGGGGCCCUACCUGCACCGACCUUAAGCUCGUCCACACCUCCCUGGUGACCGGAACCCUGAGGUACAGCCUCCCAGUCCUCCACGCCGUAAGCAAAGCCAAUGAACGCGAGUUCCUCAACAUUCAGGGCCGCAGCCUGCGCGUAUGCCUGGGUGUUCCCAAAACGACAGAGACAUACCUGGUCCUAGCAGAGGGCAAGGAGUCUCCAGCACACAUUGUGCGCGACCUGGAAACCCUCCGCGCCUACUCACGAUACCUUACUCGUCAUCCCGCACACCACUUGCGGGACAUCGACCAUGACUGCCCUGCGUCGGCAUUCGGUGCCGCUGUCCGGCGACUGAAGCUGUCGGUCCCAUCAACUGCGUCUACUUCGUCUUACACCCCACCAAUGUGGUCGAUGGUCACACCCACCGUGUACACACAUAUCCUUGGCAUCACGGGCAAAAACGACCAUCCACCGCCUGUCCUGCGGUACCUCGUGCUGGAGCACCUGGACGCCCUACACAGCCAGCGACUGCAAAUAUAUACCGACGGCUCGGUCUCCGCGGGCGUCUCCACAGCAGCACUGUUCCUCCCUUCCGAAAACAGCGAACAAGCCUUCAAGCUUCCCCACGAAACGUCAUCAUCCGAAGCGGAGCUUGUAGCCAUUCACGAAGCACUGAAGCUUGUAUCCUCUCGUCCACCUGGAAGCUGGACAGUCCUCACAGACAGCAAGUCGGCGCUGGAGGCACUGUCUUCGCCUCGCUCGCAAGUUGUUUCUGACAUCCGCUCACUGAUCCUGAUUGUGCACAACCUCCUCGUCACCUCCGGCCACUCCGUGUGGUUUCAGUGGGUGCCAUGCCACAUUGGCUUGCCGGGAAACACACGUGGCGGCACAGCAGCGAGGCGCGCUCAUGGCGCAGCUGAGUGCAACACUGUCAUCCCGUUAUCACCAUCCGUCUGCCGCAUACACAUCCGCCGGCGCCUUUCCUUCGACACCCGCCUUUUCAUGGAAAACACUGUCGCAGCCAACACCUUCCUCCACCGCAUUGACCCGAAGAUGGCCUUCAGUGUGUCGUUACGGCUGUCUCGAAAGGAAGAGUCGGCUCUCCACAGUCUUCGCCUGAAUGCUGCCCGUACUCCAUCGUUCCUGUCCAAGAUCAAGCAGCGUCCCUCUUCGGCGUGUCCCCCCUGCUCCACCGACGCCGACACCCAUCAUUUACUCUUGACCUGCCCAAGAUAUACCGCUCCUCGGACCGCACUCACGCACCGCCUAUCUGCCCUGGGGCACAGAGACCUCUCUUUGGCCACCCUACUGGGCCCCGUAGGGCAGAAGCAAUGGGCUGUUACCAGAGCGCUAAUAUGCUUCCUGGGGGACUCUGGGCUCGUGGACUGCCUCUGA
Ornithodoros turicata is the source of this 1995-nucleotide messenger RNA. RefSeq lists its product as uncharacterized. The coding region runs from base 1 to 1995 and encodes 664 amino acids. Gene Ontology annotation, molecular function: nucleic acid binding; RNA-DNA hybrid ribonuclease activity. NCBI's taxonomy places the organism in Eukaryota, Metazoa, Arthropoda, Arachnida, Ixodida, Argasidae. The transcript has 3 exons. The record is from RefSeq and is a predicted model, not a curated record.